Aspergillus homomorphus CBS 101889 is the source of this 318-nucleotide messenger RNA. RefSeq names its product RNase Ms,minor. Gene Ontology annotation, molecular function: RNA binding; RNA nuclease activity. The annotation marks the transcript as partial. Lineage: Eukaryota; Fungi; Ascomycota; Eurotiomycetes; Eurotiales; Aspergillaceae. The record is from RefSeq and is a predicted model, not a curated record. The transcript has a single exon.
CGUGCCAGCUGCGUCUAUAGCUGUAGCACUCAUUGCUAUUCCGCCAGUGCAGUGAGCGCUGCGCAGGCCGAGGGUUACUCUCUCUACAGGUCUGGAGAAACUGUGAACAACUACCCACAUGUCUACCACGACUCCGAAGGAUUUGACUUCAGCGUGUCCGGCACCUCCUACGAGUUUCCGAUCCUGAGUGAUGGAGAUGUGUAUGAUGGCGGGUCUCCUGGGGCAGAUCGGGUCAUUUUCACUACUGCCAACAAGCUGGCUGGUCUCAUCACCCACACCGGCGCUAGCAGCAGCAGUGGCUUUGUUGAAUGUACUUAG